UGGUUACCUUCUUUGUUUUCUACUUCUUUUCCAAGAUCAUGACUGAGAGAUUGUUAAUAAAAGCAUUGAGUGGUGGUAAAAACACGAAGAUCAUUACUUUGAAUGGGAAGAAGAUGACAAAGAUGCCCUCAGCAUUAGGAAAACUGCCCGGCCUGAAGACUCUAGUCCUUCAGAAUAACCUAAUCCCUAAAGUGUGCCCAGAGUUACGCACCUUGACCCAGUUGACAACACUAAAUCUGGGAAACAACCUUUUAGAAGAAGUUCCGGAAGAGAUUAAAUAUCUUACAUCUCUGAAGACUCUCCAUUUAUCUGGAAAUAGGAUCUGCAGAUUUGCACCUGGAGCCUGUGAUGGCUUACAAAAUUUAAUACUGCUUAAUCUGAACAACAAUCAUCUUAUGCAGCUUCCUCAAGAAGUCAGCAGAUUAAAAAGUCUUACUUACAUGAGUAUAAAUUAUAACCAACUAGUCAGCAUUCCUAGAGAACUUUGUUUUCUUAAGAAUCUUGUUGAACUUCAACUUAACUACAAUCAGCUGAUAUGCAUACCUGAAGAGAUUAAGUUCUUGAAGAAGCUUCAGAAAUUUUUGCUAGCCAGAAACAACAUUGGAGUUUUGCCAGAGGAACUUUGUGAUCUUAAAAAACUAAGAAUCCUAGACAUAGCUGGAAAUAUUAUUCAGAUAUUUCCAUCAGGAUUUCAGGAUCUAAAGCUGAGGGAAUUCUACUGUGAGGGAAACCCACUGUUCCUGAAGCAGCCAGUGAUUUCUACACAACGGGAGAACGUCUGGAGUCUACAGGAAAUAACAUCAAGAUUUGUAAUGAAUCAGCUAGCAGAAAAUAACCCUUUCCUAAUGGAUGGCAUAGAACGGUACCCACAAGUCAGGAGCAUGAUCUCUCAGGGAAAAACAUGUGCAAUAUGUGGGCAGCACUUUAUAACCGUAUGGCUGGAAUGUGUUCGAUUUGUUUCUCCACCAAAGGACUGGAAGAUAAGCAAGAAUCUGCAGCUGGUGCCUCUCCGAGUGUUAAUUUGUUCUUACAAAUGUUUUACUCAACGUGACCCUAACCUUUUUGGAAUUGCUCAGGUUUAGAACAGGUGAGGUGCUCCUUCAUAGCCUCACUCAACUUGCCCUGUCAGCUCUGCAUACACAGAUUAUGCCCUACUUAGGAUACUAUGCUGUGCCUGUUCUCUUUGUCAACAUAUUAAAUAAAGGAAGAAAAAUAAUUCCAUUAUGAUGUUCCCAAUCUAAGCACUACAAUCUGCCUUUAGCUUGCUUAGAUUCUAGGUGUGCUUUUUUUGGCUUAAAAAAAGUAAAAAAAAAAA
This is a messenger RNA of Macaca mulatta (Rhesus monkey), 1315 nucleotides long. RefSeq names its product leucine rich repeat containing 69 (gene LRRC69). Gene Ontology annotation, molecular function: protein binding. The record is from RefSeq and is marked inferred. Gene Ontology annotation, cellular component: cytoplasm. NCBI's taxonomy places the organism in Eukaryota, Metazoa, Chordata, Mammalia, Primates, Cercopithecidae.